This is a messenger RNA of Physella acuta, 1772 nucleotides long. RefSeq names its product organic cation transporter protein-like. Gene Ontology annotation, cellular component: membrane. NCBI's taxonomy places the organism in Eukaryota, Metazoa, Mollusca, Gastropoda, Physidae. Gene Ontology annotation, biological process: transmembrane transport. Gene Ontology annotation, molecular function: transmembrane transporter activity. The record is from RefSeq and is a predicted model, not a curated record.
CUGAGCACGCGUGACCUUGACCUGCCCUCAUGAAGUACGACGACCUAGUGGAGGAGCUGGGAGAGUUUGGUCCUUACCAGAGGCGGAUCUUCUUCCUGUCAUGUCUGCCGGCCGUCGUGGCGGGGAUCCAGAACUUCAUCACCGUCUUCAUCCUGGCAGUGCCAGAUCACAGAUGUGCGAUCCCAAGCAUGGAGAACGACACCUACGCUAUACAGAACGCCGCGCACCGCUUUUUGCUCAACGAAACACUGGGGAUAGAUGCAUUUGAUGGAGCCAGCAAUGGGUGGGGAUCUGGGGAGUGUAGGGUACAUGUUGGAAGUACAGAAUUGAAUUCAACUCACCACUCAGCCAAUACAACAGAGGAGUGUCAUCGAUGGGUGUAUGACAAGUCUGUGUUUCAUUCUACUUUUGUCACCCAGGAAAAUCUAGUGUGUAGCGACAGGAGUCUAAGAUCGCACGCCAACAUGAUCUACAUGGGGGGAGUGCUGGUCGGUUCACCAGUGUCCGGCAUUCUUGCCGACAAAUACGGACGGAAGCCUUUGAUAUUUCUGUCUUUGUUCAUCAACACGUUAGCAGCCGUCGCCACCGCCUUCUGCCCCAACUUCGUCUGUUUCGGUGUACUUCGGUUCUUCACUGGGAUCAGUGAUAUAGGGCUAUUUAUAUGUGCUUUUGUUUUAGCCAUGGAGCUUGUUGGCCGACGCUACAGGACCCAAUGUGGGGUGGUCAUCUCCUACUUCUUCUGCCUGGGUCAGUUGGUGCUAGGCGCUGCAGCCUACUUCAUCCGUGACUGGAUGAUCCUGGAGUUGGUGCUGUCCUGCUGUUCGGUGUUGCUGUUUCCUCUAUGGUGGAUGUUUCCCGAGUCGCCCCGAUGGUUGAUCAGCAAAGGGAGGAUAACCGAGGCCCGAGUUAUCCUCGAGAAAAUUGCUCAGGUCAAUCAGACCAAGUUACCGGAAGAUAUCGGAGACGUCCGGGACGUGCCGAAACAGCAGGGGCGACUACUGGACAUGUGCUCACAUUCGGUGUUGGUACUGAGGGCCAUUGUCAUCUCUAUCAAUUGGGCAGUGGUCACGCUACUCUACUACGGCAUCACGCUGAACGUCGGCUCCUUGGGGGGCGACAUCUACCUCAACUUCGCCGUCUCCACGGGGGUGGAGGCCCUGGGGUACGCCGCCGCCAGCUUCGCCCUACCCCGGUGGGGCCGCAAGCGCUUCUACUGCUUCUCAAUUAUUGUGGGUAGCCUCGCCUGUCUCAGUUUCGUCGUCCCAGUUUUUCUGGAGGUCAAAGACGAGUGGAUCAGCCUUCUCCUGUCUAAUAUCGGCAAAUUGGGGGCCUCUGGGAGCUACACAACCAUCUUCGUCUUCUCGGCAGAGUUAUUCCCCACGCCUAUAAGAAACAGCGUCAUGGGAACAAGCUCCAUGAUUGGCAGGGUCGGCGGGAUGAUCGCCCCUUACAUCGCUGAUUUGGGCGUCCUGGUGGGCGGGUCCUUUGGAUCGAGUCUACCCUUCAUCGUGUUUGGCGCCAGCGGCCUUUUGUCUGGCGUUCUCGCCCUGACGCUGCCGGAGACGUUGAACCAGACGCUGCCGGAGACCAUACAGGAGGCGUUAGACUUUGGCGGUAUAAAGAUGGACAAAGAGAACGACCGAGAGAAAGACCCGUUGAACGACCCAGAGAAAGAACCGUUGAACUUCACAGAAAAGGAUCCAUCUACGAGAUACGAAUCCAUGACGAAAGUGGAGAGUAAAUAUACCAUUCUACCUAAGGAUCGUACAUAA